Molecule: messenger RNA, 954 nt
Organism: Moneuplotes crassus
Lineage: Eukaryota; Ciliophora; Spirotrichea; Euplotida; Euplotidae
Source: the annotation of a GenBank genome assembly
UUAAAACACAAAAAGUUUUGAUGGAGUCUAGGAUUAGUGAGGAAGAUAAACUUAUUCAAACGCUUAAAGAAGGAUCCCAAGUUAUACUACAACGUCAUGCACAAUCAGAAUCAAAUUCACGCUUUAUACCCAUAUUGAGGAAAUAUGGAUGUGAAAGUAAAAUCCCUAAAGAGGAGUACCUCAAAUGAAGUUUCAUAAAGGAAGACCGCGAUACCAGAAUCAGUGAAUUAGGGAUUGAGCAAUGCUUAAAAUCCCAAAAAAUUGCGAACCAGCUCGAUAUCCACACAGUUAUUGUAUCCCCAAUGAGAAGGGCAAUGAUGACUGCAUACCAUGUGUACAAAGAUCAUCCCAAUCUUGAGAAUAUAAAAUUCAUCAUGCUACCUUGACUCAGAGAAUGUAUAAAUCACAUGGGAGAUUGCCCUGUUCAUAUUGAUGAUAUAUUGGAAGAAUUCAAGCCAUUAAUUCCACAACUGGAUGACUCAGAGAUCAACAAGAAAGAGAGUAGGGCUCAUUGGUUCAUGGACGAUUUUACAUUCAGUAAUAAAAACGAAGAGUUUCAGGAAAAGUUAAAAUCCGACUUAAAGGAUGAUUGAGAGGACUCUUUAAACACUAAUCUGUGUGAACUCCUCAUGGAUUGCAUUCGUGAAUUAAUGCCUAAGCCACUGGAAUGUGGGUGGAAGAUGCGAGAAAGGUCUACAGAGCUUAAAUAAGUUUGUAAAGUCUUACAUUUCUAAGAACAAAAUCUCGAAGGAUCAAAAAGUCAUCUUAGUUGGGCACUAUAAAAUCUUUUCAUACUAUACAGGCAAGUGGGAGAGUGAGUUAUCAAGGGAAGAAAAGUUGCCUAGCCCAACGGACUAUGUCAAAUUGGAGAACUGCCAAUUUGUAUCAGAUACCAACGAUUUCAAAGAAAUUACAUUAGAGGAUCAAUAAAGAAUAUUUGUAAUCAAUCUUGUU